AGUGACUGAAAUGUGCUGCUCGGAGAGUCGUUUCUGAAGGGAGGAGUCAUCAAUGAGCCUGGCCAAGGCCCGGGAUCUGUGUGAAGUGGACUAAGGAUUUAGUAGGAUGUCAACUGAGACAGAACUUCAAGUAGCUGUGAAAACCAGCACCAAGAAAGACUCCAGAAAGAAAGGUCAGGAUCGCAGUGAAGCCACUUUGAUAAAGAGGUUUAAAGGUGAAGGUGUCCGGUACAAAGCCAAACUGAUCGGGAUUGAUGAGGUCUCUGCAGCACGGGGAGACAAGUUAUGUCAAGAUUCCAUGAUGAAACUCAAGGGCGUUGUUGCUGGCGCUCGUUCCAAAGGAGAGCACAAACAGAAAAUCUUUUUAACCAUCUCCUUUGGAGGAAUCAAAAUCUUUGAUGAGAAGACAGGGGCUCUUCAGCAUCAUCAUGCUGUUCACGAAAUUUCCUACAUUGCAAAGGACAUCACAGACCACCGGGCUUUUGGAUAUGUUUGUGGGAAAGAAGGGAAUCACAGAUUUGUGGCUAUCAAAACAGCUCAGGCGGCUGAACCUGUGAUUCUGGACUUGCGAGAUCUCUUUCAACUCAUUUAUGAAUUGAAGCAAAGAGAAGAAUUGGAAAAAAAGGCACAAAAGGAUAAGCAAUGUGAACAAGCGGUGUACCAGGUUCCCACCAGCCAAAAGAAGGAAGGUGUUUAUGAUGUGCCAAAAAGCCAACCAGUAAGUAAUGGCCAUUCGUUUGAAGAUUUUGAAGAACGCUUUGCUGCGGCCACCCCGGCUGUGACCCAAUUAGGACUUUUUGGGGACAUGUCAACCCCUCCUGAUAUAACCUCUCCCCCUACUCCUGCAACUCCAGGUGAUGCCUUUAUUCCAUCUUCAUCUCAGACACUUCCGGCGAGUGCAGACAUGUUUGGUUCUGUAUCUUUUGGCACUGCUGCUGUACCCUCAGGUUAUGUUGCAAUGGGUGCCGUCCUCCCAUCCUUCUGGGGCCAGCAGCCCCUUGUCCAACAGCAGAUUGCCAUGGGUGCUCAGCCAUCAGUUGCUCAGGUGAUGCCGGGGGCUCAGCCCAUAGCGUGGGGACAGCCGGGGCUCUUCCCUGCCACUCAGCAGCCCUGGCCAGCUGUUGCCGGGCAGUUUCCGCCAGCCGCCUUCAUGCCCACACAAACUGUUAUGCCUUUGCCAGCCGCCAUGUUCCAAGGUCCCCUCACCCCCCUUGCAACCGUCCCAACCACGAGUGACUCCACCAGGUCAAGUCCGCAGACCGACAAGCCCAGACAGAAAAUGGGCAAAGAAGUAUUUAAGGAUUUCCAGAUGGUCCAGCCUCCUCCUGUGCCCUCCCGUAAGCCCGACCAGCCCUCCCUCACCUGUACCUCUGAGGCCUUCUCCAGUUAUUUCAACAAAGUCGGCAUGGCACAGGAUACAGAUGACUGUGAUGACUUUGAUAUCUCCCAGUUGAAUUUGACCCCUGUGACGUCUACCACACCAUCAACCAAUUCACCUCCAACCCCAGCCCCCAGACAGAGUUCUCCAUCCAAAUCAUCUGCCUCCCACGCCAGUGAUCCCACCACAGAUGACAUCUUCGAAGAGGGAUUUGAAAGUCCCAGCAAAAGUGAAGAAAAAGAAGCUCCUGAUGGAUCACAGGCCUCAUCCAACAGUGAUCCAUUUGGUGAGCCCAGUGGGGAGCCCAGUGGUGAUACUAUAAGUCCACAGGCCGGUAGCUAGAUAGCACAGGUCUGGGAAUCGGAGCCUCUCUAUGCGCAGAUCAUCAGAUCUAAGAAAUAAGCAUCGACGCGGGCUCGUGGUGGGUGCUGCAAGGAUGGCAUGGAUAUCAGCAUCGCAACAGGCUCUUGUAUUCUUCCACCUCACCUCAUCCCACAAAGAAAAUCAUGACUGGCCAGUGGAACUCACCUCAUUCUGCAGAGGGAACUAUUCGUUUUUAUGGCAACUAGGCAACUAACUAAUGGCAGAUAUCUAUGGCAGCACAAAAAACAAAGCAAAAUCAAACCCCACAAAAGUAUAAUAGAUCCUACCCAACAAUAAAUCACAAAUCAAGUAAAUGCUUACCCGACAAAUUCUCUGAACUCUCUUAGCAUGGGUUUGAGAUGCCACAGUGUAUAAAAUCACAAUUCUCUUUUCACUUCUCUACCUGUUGACUACUACAGAGACAUUAAAUUUGGAGUGAUGAGCAUCAGAGAGUUACAACAGGGUUGGCUCUGACUUCUUUUAGGCAAAAGCAAGGGGUCCCAUGUGACCACAGCAGCAUCAACCAUAUGCCAUCUGACAUAUGCUGAUAUUUCCAUCACUCCAUGGGGCCUGGUUUGCUAUCCCCUCCCCUUUCCUUUCUUUGACAUGUUGAAAAAGUGGGAUAGGGGUGUACAAAGUUUUGUAUUGCUUUUGAUGGUUUUUUAGAUAUCAGUGAAGAAAUCUAACUGGGGGAAAAAAAUCCUCAUAUGAAAUGAAUUAACUUGAAAUCACAAGACAAAUUAGCAGUUGAUUCCUCAUUAUGAUCAAGAAUGUUGCCAAAACCACCCUUUAACUAUUCUGCAUCCUGAUGAAGAGAGACAGCUUUGGGUUUGAACUUUUUGAUUCUGUGACUAGGAAGGGACGUCGAAAUUCCAGCAAUGAUGAAGAUGAGAAAUGCAUCGGAUUUCCUAAACUCUAAACUCUUAAUACGAUAAAACGAUAUUUUUUAUUUUUCCG
Messenger RNA from Chrysochloris asiatica (Cape golden mole), 2698 nucleotides. RefSeq names its product Dab, reelin signal transducer, homolog 1 (Drosophila) (gene DAB1). The transcript is spliced from 13 exons. The record is from RefSeq and is a predicted model, not a curated record. The coding region runs from base 107 to 1720 and encodes 537 amino acids. Lineage: Eukaryota; Metazoa; Chordata; Mammalia; Afrosoricida; Chrysochloridae. Gene Ontology annotation, biological process: ventral spinal cord development; lateral motor column neuron migration.